CAUUUUCUAGUAGUUUUUGGAAGAAGGGUUUCAUUGCAAUUUUGCGAUCCCCACCUCUCUCUCUCUCGUCUCUCGCUCUCAUGGCCGAGCCGCCGUCGCAGUCGCCGGCGCAGACGCCGCCGCAGGCGGCGCAGCAGCAGCAGCAGGGGCCCGGGGAGAGCGCGCGCGACGACAUGAUGGCCUGCGUGGCGGCGCUGGAGGCGGCGCUGCUGCCCUGCCUCCCCGCGCGCGAGCUCCAGGCCGUCGACCGCUCCCUCCAAUCCUCCCACCAGAUUGAUGUUGAGAGGCACGCGAGGGAUUUCAUGGAGGCUGCGAAGAAGCUCCAGUCUUACUUCAUCAGCCUGCAGCGCGAGGACCGACCGUCGACAGAAGAAAUGCUUCGAAAGGAUAUUGCUAUAAUGGAGGAAGAGCUGAAGACCAAGUCCGAGCUCAUCGACAAACAUAAGAAGCUCAUCGAAGGGUGGCAGAAAGAGCUGAAGGACCAGCUGGGAAAGCAUGUUACUGAACUCGAAAGAGUGUGACACCACUGUCUUCCAUGAAAUGUCCCAGGCUCCUUCCGAUGAUCAACCUGAGUAGCCCAGUGCUGGGCUAUGCCUUGGAGAUUUUGAGUACGCCAGCCAGGAAAAAAAAAACACCACAACAAUGUUUUAGGAUCUGACCAGUUUGCCGAAGACGAACAAAUUGCGCUGUAUUAAUGUUCGUUGCUAUGUUCGGUUUAUCAUAAUAUUAUUGUUCGUAGUUUCUCGUGUGCUCUCCAUCUCAUCGUGUUAGGCAUGCCUAACAUGUUAAACUUUUAGAUUUUUCGGAGCAACAUCUUUUUCCCGAUUAUAGGAGUGUAUGAUAACAUGUGUGUUCAAUGGAAUUGUCUAAUUGCCUCACUUGUCAUUUUA
Oryza sativa Japonica Group (Japanese rice) is the source of this 890-nucleotide messenger RNA. RefSeq names its product mediator of RNA polymerase II transcription subunit 28. The record is from RefSeq and is a predicted model, not a curated record. Gene Ontology annotation, biological process: regulation of DNA-templated transcription. Gene Ontology annotation, cellular component: mediator complex. NCBI's taxonomy places the organism in Eukaryota, Viridiplantae, Streptophyta, Magnoliopsida, Poales, Poaceae.